Messenger RNA from Rodentolepis nana, 2748 nucleotides. Lineage: Eukaryota; Metazoa; Platyhelminthes; Cestoda; Cyclophyllidea; Hymenolepididae. The record is from the annotation of a GenBank genome assembly.
AUGUGGAUCUUCUCGAACAAGUCUUCCAAUGAGAGUGGUGGCAAUCCUAGCAGUUCCAUUCUCGGUUCUCACGAUGAUCCACUCUCCUCACUCACGCUCAUUCCUCCCCCAGUUACCGAACCCCUCCCUGGACCAUAUAAUUUUCACUGGAUUCGCCAAUCAGCUUCUAGUCGAAAGACACCGUCUGAUCGCGUUACAGUCUUUUCUUGCGCUAAUGCAUCGUCAUAUGCCUCCGGUGCCCUAAGUCAAACAGUUAAGCGUAUGAAAACCCUGCGUCAUCCAAAUAUUCUCACUUGGAUGGGAGGAACCGAAACUCUCAACCCAAAAGUGCCUUUCUACAUCAUUACCGAGGAAGUGCGCCCUUUAAGUGACUACUUAAGAGAACAAGCAGAUGCGUGUGAAAACUUUGCCAAACUAGCCUCAUGGGGAAUCUAUCAGAUUGCUCGUACUCUGAGAUUUCUAAAUGACGAUUGCCAACUCUCAUAUAAUGCAGUUUGUGCUGCUACUGUAUAUGUAAACAGAUCGGGAGAAUGGAAACUUGGGAGACUGGAUUAUGUCACCCCGAUAACAGAGGCGAAGGAAAUGAGGAUGAACAUCCAUAGACCAGCUGCUUAUUGUGCUCCCAAUGACCACUGUGUAGACUCAUGGGGUCUGGCCUGUUUGAUCUGGGAGAUAUUUAACCCGGAACCUCUCACAGAAGCUACUCAGUUGGGAGCUAAAUCAAGUCUGGACAGGCUUCCGAAGAAUUUGGUGACCUCAUACCGCCGCCUUUUAUCCACAAAGACUUCUAUUGUUGCGUCAAAGGCUCGAUCUCCCUUUGCUGCGUUCCUAAAAGUUGGCUUUUUCAAAAAUGAUUAUAUUGAUACCCUGCUAUUUCUGGAAGAGAUUCAGUUAAAGGAUAAAGAGGAGAAGGCACAGUUCCUGGCGGGACUUGGUCAAAGGGCUGUCGGGCUGUUUCCUGAUGAUAUUUGUCGGUAUAAAAUCCUUCCUCAUUUGGUCCAGAGUGUUCAAUAUGGUUCUGCCGGUGUUGAAGCUCUAGUUCCGGUUCUUGAACUCUCGCACCUUCUCCCCGCCUCGGAUUUUGAAGUUGUUGUUGUGCCAGCCCUCGUACGUCUCUUUGCAGCUCCAGAUCGCGCCACUCGAGUGCGUCUGCUUGAACAACUUCCCAAAUUUGUCAACAAACUUCCACCCAAGUUGGUCGAAUCGCAAAUCUUCCCUUCUGUGGCUGCUGGUUUCACAGAUGCUAAUCCGCUAGUCAGAGAAGCAACCAUAAGAGCUAUGGUUCAUCUUGCACCCAAACUACCGUCAAGAGUACUCAAUGACGCCCUUGUGAGACAUCUCACUACUCUAGAGUUCAAAGACGAUCAAGGUGGUAUACGUACCAAUGCAACAAUCUGCCUUGCCAAACUGGCUGUUCGAAUGGAACCUUCUGUGCGUCGUGGACCCGUUUUGAAUGCUCUUUUGAGGGCAACUCGUGACACCUUCCCAGCAAGUCGGCAGGCAGCUAUCACUGGUCUCGCCGCUUGUCAAGCCUUCUUUUCUGCCCAGGAGUUGGCGGGAAAGGUGAUUCCCUGUCUUUCCUUCGUUACUGUGGAUCCCGAGAAGGAUAUUCGGGAUAUUGCGCUGAAAGCUAUGAGAGGAAUGAUUGAACGACUGGAGAAGACAAGUGAAGAUCCUACAGCUGGGGAAGCAGAUACUUCGGUUCUCGGUGGAACGACUAGUGGAGCGUCGGCUGUAGCUGGUUCAGUGGUGGCAGCUGGUGGUAAAUUAACUUCCGCAGGAGCUAGCAUCGGCAAUUGGGCAUUUACGGCUCUCUCAUCGCUCUCCUCGCGUCUUAUCUCCUCUUCUAAUACAACGACUGGUGGUACUGCUUCCGCUCAACAGGCGCCUUCACAGACAACAGCAACAGCUCCUUCAUCCUCCUCUGGUGCCUCCCACCCUGUCCCGUCAAAGCUUCAAACUCUAAGCUCAUCAACUCCUCCCAAAAAAUCUAGUCCCGCGUUGAAAAUGGUGGGUGAAUGGGAAGAUGAGGAGGAGAAAGACGAUGAUUUUAGGUCCCAAGAAGCUCCUAAGCAGAAAUCCUCAAUUGCUACAUGGAAUGCUAUGAAUGCUGAUGAAGAUUUUACAGACGACGAUACUGGCGGUGAUGGCAAUGGCGACUGGGGAGAUGAUGUAGACAACAAACUUGAUUUUGAUUCUCUCUCCAUCACUUCACCAAAACCCACAUUUCCUGUUUCGUCUUCAAGGCCCCAAGCUCCACGCAAUGACCUCUUGAUCGAUUGGGAUGAACCUCUAUCUGCUUCUCAGCCGACACAACCAAGCACAGCUCGUCAACAAGAUGACGCCUGGGCUUCAUGGGGCGAAGAUACCUCUCCAGUAAAACCACAGCCGAAACCAUCGGAAGAAUCGUGGAACCGUGGAUCACAACAUUUGAGGAGUUCUAAGGCUUCUUCUCUCAGUCCAGCACUCAGUGGCAAGUCGUCUUUGGCCUCGAGAGUGAGUGUUAAAACGUCGAGUGGUGGUGGUAGUGGUGCAUGGCAACGAGCUCCAGCUACCUCGAAUGAGACAGAUUUCUUUGAGGAAAUGCUUGGUUCUACGAAUUCGAAAGCAUCUUCUAUAUCGUCUUCAGUUCGUAAUUCCCCCGUUAUGAGACCGAAUCCAGCUUCUUCUUCUGGUAGAAAAGCAAUGGCUCCGCCAAUGUCGAAAAAAGCCACUGAAGAUGAAGGAGACGGAUGGGGUGCUUGGUGA